Messenger RNA from Anisakis simplex (herring worm), 318 nucleotides. The record is from the annotation of a GenBank genome assembly. Lineage: Eukaryota; Metazoa; Nematoda; Chromadorea; Rhabditida; Anisakidae.
AUGACAGACCUAACCUGUAUACAUCAAUUGGCCGACGCACCGCAUACUGUUCUGAUGGGCGGCGAUCAAAUGAAAAUCAUUCAGUUCGAUCUGGAAACCCAAAAAGAAGCACGAAUCGUGCAUCUGAAACAGAGCAAUUGUUUGGCGUUACGCUCCAAUCAGAAAUUCUUAUUCAGCUCAGAUUCCGAUGGAAAUAUAACAUUACGACAUUUGACAACAAUAGACGCCAUUUCAGCGUUACAAGCACAUCAAGGCGCUAUCGCAGAUUUUGAUGUUUGUGGAAAUAAACUGAUCACUUGCGGUUAUUCACCGAGGUAG